UUUUAGCAACAAAUCAUUCAUUAAAUUCAAUAUUUAUACAGUCUAAAAAUAUGAAUUACUUCAAUAAAUCUGAUGAUGAAUUUAUUUAUGAAAUUAAAAGUGGUGUUUCUAUUAUGAUUUUUAAUCAUUCAGUAUUUCAAGAAUUAAUAUUUCAUUAUAUUCAACGUGAUGUUUCGUCAGUCAGUGAUUUACUUCGAAUGUGUAUCAUCAAAAUGUCAUUUGUUGAAGGCUGGGGAAAUAAUUACGAAUGCAAAAAUAUUGAACAUACACCAUGCUGGAUAGAAAUUCAACUUCAUGAACCAAUGGGACUCAUAGCAUCAAUAUUAUCACCAGCAAAAUCACCAAUUGAACAUAAAAAACAACGUUAUUCUGCCUAUAUUUAAAAGCAUCUAAAAUUAUU
Messenger RNA from Aphidius gifuensis, 400 nucleotides. Its product is annotated as mothers against decapentaplegic homolog 5-like. Gene Ontology annotation, molecular function: I-SMAD binding; DNA-binding transcription factor activity, RNA polymerase II-specific; RNA polymerase II cis-regulatory region sequence-specific DNA binding. Gene Ontology annotation, cellular component: heteromeric SMAD protein complex. The record is from RefSeq and is a predicted model, not a curated record. Bases 51 to 383 code for a protein of 110 amino acids. Gene Ontology annotation, biological process: BMP signaling pathway; transforming growth factor beta receptor signaling pathway; anatomical structure morphogenesis. The transcript has 2 exons. NCBI's taxonomy places the organism in Eukaryota, Metazoa, Arthropoda, Insecta, Hymenoptera, Braconidae.